CCUCCCACUUUGGAUCUACAAAACCUUUAGCUCAGAGAGCGGUCGUGCACUCACACCGCGCCCUCACUGAGCCACAGCACGCAGAAGCUAGGAGCCUAAAGGUCAGGGACGUGGCCACCCUCAGGCCUGACAAGGCAUGGAGCUGCUCCAGGACAUCUCCCGCCAGCCCCUGGUGACUGUGAAAGGGGUCCCCCUCAUCAAGUACUUCGCUGAGGCACUGGAGCCGCUGGAGAGCUUCCGGGUCCGGCCCGAUGAUCUGCUCAUCAGCACCUACCCCAAGUCUGGCACCACUUGGGUGAGCCAGAUACUGGACAUGAUCUACCAAGGUGGUGACCUGGAAAAGUGUCGCCGGGCCCCCAUCUUCAUGCGGGUGCCCUUCCUUGAGUUCAGAUGCCCAGGGAUCCCCUCAGGUUUAGAGGUUCUGAAAGAUAUGGCAGCCCCACGGCUCAUCAAGACACACCUGCCCCUGGCCCUGCUCCCUCAGACUCUGCUGGAUGAGAAGGUCAAGGUGGUCUACGUCGCCCGCAACGCUAAGGAUGUGGCCGUCUCCUAUUACCACUUCUACCACAUGGCCAAGGUGCACCCUGAGCCUGGCACCUGGGACGAAUUCCUGGAGAAGUUCAUGGCUGGGGAAGUGUCUUAUGGGUCCUGGUACCAGCAUGUGCAGGAGUGGUGGGAGCUGAGUCACACGCAUCCUGUUCUCUAUCUCUUCUAUGAGGACAUGAAGGAGAACCCCAAGAGGGAGAUUCAGAAGAUCCUGGAGUUCGUGGGGCGCCCCCUGCCCGAGAAGACCGUGGAUCACAUCGUCCAGCACACGUCUUUCACGGAGAUGAAGAAGAACCCUAUGACCAACUACACCACCAUCCCCACCAACAUCAUGGACCAUGCCGUGUCCCCCUUCAUGAGGAGAGGCAUCGCGGGGGACUGGAAGACCACCUUCACUGUGGCCCAGAACGAGCGCUUUGAUGCAGACUAUGUGGAGAAGAUGGCAGGCUACAACCUCAAUUUCCGCUCAGAGCUCUGAGUGGCGCUCAUGUGUGAGCGCGCCGGAGGGAGUGUGUCGAACGAGCCCGCAUUGGUCUCAAGAAUAAAAGUGAUUUGUGUUCAAGGCA
Tupaia belangeri chinensis (Chinese tree shrew) is the source of this 1112-nucleotide messenger RNA. RefSeq names its product sulfotransferase 1A1. Gene Ontology annotation, molecular function: sulfotransferase activity. Bases 137 to 1024 code for a protein of 295 amino acids. The transcript is spliced from 8 exons. NCBI's taxonomy places the organism in Eukaryota, Metazoa, Chordata, Mammalia, Scandentia, Tupaiidae. The record is from RefSeq and is a predicted model, not a curated record.